AUGAUGUAUCCAUCCACCUUCUUACAAUCGCUGCUUCUGGGUGUACCUUUCAUAUCUAUAACAUGCGCACAAAGCGUGUACGACUCAGUUACCGAUCCCACAAAACGCGCCGAGUUCGCACUUUCAACACUACAGAUCUGGUAUAAUGCCGGUACGGGACUCUGGGAUACAGCAGGGUGGUGGAACUCAGCGAAUGUCAUGACUAUCAUCGCGAAUCUGGCAAAGAGUGACCCUAAAAAUGCACAACUGCAGAACCUUGCAACAAGAGUGUUCGCCAACACACUACUACAAGCGCCUGCGAAAAAUCCUCAACCCGGCGUUGAAAGCGAAGCGAAGCGAAGACGAGACGUCGAUCCAGGCAAUGGUACCUUCACAUUGCUUCUCAACGAAACGGGUACAGAAUCCGGAUACUCGAAGAACCUGAACCCAGAUACCAGCGAGCCACACACCACGUUUCCAACCGGUUGGGAUGCUGAAGAUGGGCAGUACAUCGACAUCCAGAGCCUGCCUAGUUUUGCCUCAGAAUCAAAGGACGCAGCUACACAAGUCGCUCUUGCCACGGCUCCAAACCCCGAAGACUGGCUCGACGGCUUCUACGACGACGAUCUUUGGUGGGCACUCGCCUGGAUUGGUGCAUACGACGUUACUCAGAACAUCCAAUAUCUUCAGCUCGCAGAAGGCAUUUUCGGCCAAGUCACAAAAGCUUGGCCAACGCGAUGCGGAAAUGGUGGUAUCUUCUGGAGCUGGAAGAAGGAUUAUAUGAACGCCAUUGCAAACGAACUGUUCCUCUCAACGGCUGCGCAUCUGGCGAAUCGAGCGGAGAACAGGGAUACAUAUGUCGAGUGGGCAGAGUUGACACUAAAUUGGUUCCUGAAUAGUGGGAUGAUCAAUGAGCAAGGAACCAUCAACGAUGGGCUGACUGAGGGAUGCAAGAACAACGGUUAUACGACAUGGUCCUACAACCAAGGCGUAAUUCUCGGUGGCCUAGUCGAGCUCAACAAGGCUUCGCCAAACGAUACGUACCUUCCCCUCGCCUCCAGAAUUGCAAAAGCUGCUCUUGUCAAACUCUCAGACGACAACGGCGUGAUUCAUGAUGGCUGCGAGCCGGGAUGCGGCGGUGACGGGAGCCAGUUUAAAGGCAUCUUUAUGCGCAAUCUGCAGCUUCUGCACGAAGCGACGCCGGACGAUACGUUCGCUGAUUCUAUUCGAGCGAAUGCAAAUAGUGUUUGGAUGAACAACAGAGAUGAAAGUCAAGGACAUGUAUUGAGCAUCAACUGGGCAGGGCCAUUUAUCAAUCCAGCGAAUGCGAGUACGCACUCGAGUGCGAUGGAUGCUCUCGUUGCCGCUAUUGCUUUGUAG
This is a messenger RNA of Ascochyta rabiei, 1359 nucleotides long. RefSeq lists its product as uncharacterized. Bases 1 to 1359 code for a protein of 452 amino acids. The record is from RefSeq and is a predicted model, not a curated record. The transcript is spliced from 2 exons. Gene Ontology annotation, biological process: carbohydrate metabolic process. NCBI's taxonomy places the organism in Eukaryota, Fungi, Ascomycota, Dothideomycetes, Pleosporales, Didymellaceae.